GGCAAAUGAAAAGAUAUGUGAAUAAAUUAGAGGAUACAGAUAGGGAUAGGGACAUAUCGGCAAGGAGAAAGGCUAAUAGAUUAGACAAGAAUGGUUAGAGACGUGAUUAGAAAGGAAAACGUGAAGAGAUACGUGCACGUACCAGUAAAGCCAAAGAACAGUGCUUCCAACUUUGUGUCACAGAACCUUCCAAUGGCAGCGAUGUUCCUCAAGAACAAGGCGCUCUCAUGGGCCUGUUUGUUCAUAGCAGUGCAGACGUACCUCAACGAACCAUACAUCAAGGACCCAUCGGAUGAUUCCUCGAGCGGGAUCUUCAAGAUUCUUUUUGCGUUCGUUGCUCUCGGCACGUCUUACCUCGACUUGGUGUUCCCCACCAUGGGAGGCUUCAUGGGACCCAACGCUGCAGCAACCGCCACGGAGGCGGCAACCGAGGCUGCUGUUUCCGCUGCGGCGACCGCUUCUGCUUGAGCUGUUUUGGCCCAUCUGAAGUUACAUGCAACGUAAAUCUCAGCUGUAUACUAUCUAUCUAGAAAAUCUAUUCGUACGA
Pichia membranifaciens NRRL Y-2026 is the source of this 547-nucleotide messenger RNA. RefSeq lists its product as hypothetical. The coding region runs from base 91 to 468 and encodes 125 amino acids. Gene Ontology annotation, molecular function: protein folding chaperone. Gene Ontology annotation, biological process: protein insertion into ER membrane. The record is from RefSeq and is a predicted model, not a curated record. Gene Ontology annotation, cellular component: endoplasmic reticulum membrane. NCBI's taxonomy places the organism in Eukaryota, Fungi, Ascomycota, Pichiomycetes, Pichiales, Pichiaceae. The transcript has a single exon.